AUGAUGAGGAUCCUUUCCUCCAGAGACGUCUUGUCUGCCCUCAACACUGCGCGACCCCUGUUCAAAUCAUAUCUACGUAUACGAUCCUCAGCAUCUUCAGCCAAUAGCCCCGAACUGCGAGAAGCCCGUAGCGAGCUAGAACAAACGCUCCAGGACCUCAGUCAGGACCUUGAAGACCUUGUAGAAAGUGUCAAGGCAGUAGAACAUGACCCCUAUCGCUUCGGCUUGGAGAUUGACGAGGUUGAGCGACGGAGAAGAUUGGUCAAGGAGGUUGGCCAUGAGAUUGAGAACAUGCGCGAGGAGCUACAGCAGACAGUCGAGCACGCGAAGAACAAGGGCAAGAGCGCUGCGAAUGGCGAUAUGCUGCCCGAUCCAGACUCGUUCGAGGAAGAGGAUACGUACGCGGCAUUUGAGCAGGAACGACAGAUGGAGCUUAUGCACGAGCAGGAUGAAGCUCUAGAUGGCGUCUUCCGCACCGUCGGCAACCUGCGACAGCAAGCCGACGACAUGGGUCGCGAGCUCGAAGAACAAGGCGAAUUGCUCAACGACGUAGAUACCGUGGCAGACCGGGUCGGCGGAAAGCUCCAAACGGGUCUCAAGAAGGUCGGCUGGGUCAUCAAGCAGAACGAAGGUGCGUAA
Messenger RNA from Pyrenophora tritici-repentis Pt-1C-BFP, 639 nucleotides. The record is from RefSeq and is a predicted model, not a curated record. NCBI's taxonomy places the organism in Eukaryota, Fungi, Ascomycota, Dothideomycetes, Pleosporales, Pleosporaceae.